AUGGCAGAAAAGACUGAGAUAUCUCUGACAACUUCAAUCGAAGUUCUCCGUCUGAACCUCGAAAGUCAUGGCUUGGAAUUGACCGAAGAUGGACAUGUUCGUUGGGACAAGAAAAACCCAGCACACCCGAGAAACUGGACAGCUUGGAGAAAGGCGUACAAUACAAUCGUCAUCCUCUUCUUGGAAUUGAUCACAACAAUGAAUGGAACCGCUGGGACAUCAGCGGCAGAUCAAGCUCUACAUCAUUACAAAAUAAGUCAAAGUUUGGCGGUAUUCGCAUUUACUUCCACAUAUGUCCUUGGCCAAGGAGUAGGGGGCAUCUUCUUCCCACCCUUUUCAGAAGCCUUCGGCCGCAAAACUCUUUACAUCACGUCGACACUAUUAUAUUGCAUCUUUUGUGUCAUAGCUGCUUCAGUCCCAUCAAUCGCAGCAGUAGUUGUAGCCAGACUCAUUACUGGUAUUUUAUCCGCAAUUCCCACAAUCGUUGUUGCGGGCAGUAUCGAGGACGUAUUCAACAUGCAAGCUCGCGUGUGGAUGAUCUUUUGCUGGGCACUGGUUGGGAAUCUUGGUCUUGUGCUAGGGCCCAUCUUCAGCACGUAUAUUGCAAAUGUCCUUGAUUGGCAGUGGGUGUUUUACAUUGCAGCUAUCAUCACAGGCAUCAUAUUUCUCCUUUGCUUAGGAUUGAAAGAGAGCCGUCCAAGUCUUUUGCUUGAGCGCCAAGUGGCUGCGUUCCGCAAGGCAGCUCCCACUGGGCUGUAUCGAACUCGUAAUCCGGACCGCAUACCAGAUCUCAAAGCGUUCCUUGACGUCACCAUUAUUCGUCCAAUACGACUUCUAUUCACAGAACCCAUAAUAAUUAUGGUAACCAUAAUGGACUCUGUUGCGACCACCUUAUUCUAUUUGCAAGCAGAGUCCCUCAUCGUUGUUUACACCUCACUAGGUCUCUCAGGAACUCAAGCAUCAUUAUCCUUGAUCCCGGUGGGCAUUGGCUGUCUCUUAGGGUUUCUCCCUCGGUUUUAUGACGACUGGAAACUUACAAAGCUCCGCCAACAAGGGAAACCACUGCAACCUGAAGACAAGCUUUUUGGCUUCGUCCUCGGAUCACCCGUACUUGCGGUUGCUUUAUGGUGGUUUGCGUGGACCAUCCCACCUCAAGUCCAUACGCAUUGGGCGAUUUCCAUGCUGGCUUUAAUACCAGCCGGAUUUGCUUUGAACGAUAUCACCUUUACCCUGCAAGGUUAUUUGGCCGACAGCUAUACCAUCUACGCCGCUUCAGCAUUCGCUGGUGGAUUGCUUGCAAGGUCCUUGAUGAUUGCAGCCAUCCUGCCUUUCACUAGACUUAUGUAUACCAGAAUUACUGCAAAUGCUGCGACUUCUAUUCUUGCGUCUGUUGGGACUUUGUUCUGCGUCUCGCCGUAUAUACUUCUUCGGCAUGGGAAGGGGAUCCGUAAGGCGAGUCCGUUUGCGCAGUUUAGCCUGGAUACAUACACAGAGAAUCAGGUGGAAGAUGAUAUGAAUGCUGCUGGAUUGGUACUGGAAACAUAG
This is a messenger RNA of Hyaloscypha bicolor E, 1545 nucleotides long. Its product is annotated as MFS multidrug transporter. The transcript has 6 exons. The record is from RefSeq and is a predicted model, not a curated record. Gene Ontology annotation, molecular function: transmembrane transporter activity. The coding region runs from base 1 to 1545 and encodes 514 amino acids. Gene Ontology annotation, biological process: transmembrane transport. NCBI's taxonomy places the organism in Eukaryota, Fungi, Ascomycota, Leotiomycetes, Helotiales, Hyaloscyphaceae.